CCAGUCUAUGAGUGGCGAGGACCUAUAUGACGUCAUAUAUGACGUCAUAUUUUCGGGAAUAUUUUUUCGGGGGUUUUUUGGAGUAUAACGUUUGCGGCACGUGGAUCACUUUCGAUUUUGUAAAUUUUUUGUUUCCGUGUUUCUAAAUGUGUUCCUAUAUUAAAAAUCAACUUUCACUCUGCUGAGCGAUCAUGGCUGCCACGGAGGAAAAAGCUCUUGCAACGUUGGAUUUGAUUGUUACCCAUGGGCCUACAAAACAUGCUAUCACUUUGCGUGCUAAAAAUGCAAGUGGCAUGUUAACUGUCCAGUCCCUGGCAGAAUGCAUUGAAAAAGAACUUGGAGUACCACGUAAUGCCCAAAAGUUGAUUCAUAAAGGUAAAUCAUUGCAAGAUUUAUCAUCCAUGCUAAUUUCGUAUGGAAUAAAAUCAGGAAGCAAAAUCAUGUUAAUUGGAAGCAAGUAUAAUCUUGAAGAAGAUCCAAACUAUAAGCAACUUUCGAAAAUAGAUGAUUCUGUAAAUGAAUUGCAGAAACAACUUCGAAUUCUGGAGGGCGAAUUUGAUAAUAUUAAACAGGGAUACUUGGAUGAAAAAUUUGCCUCGGAAAGCAUAAAAAAGCUGAUUAAGAAAACGAAAGGCAUAAUUGAAGAAAAUAUGAAAAAGAUUGAAUUUGUUGACAGCCUUGAAGUCGAUGUUCUGCUCAGGGGAAGAAGGAAAAACCUAGUCAUAAAAAUACAGUCUAGCAUUGACAAAGCAGACGAAUUUAUAGCAACGCUAAAUAAAUACUAUAAUCUUGAAGAAGAUCCAAACUAUAAGCAACUUUCGAAAAUAGAUGAUUCUGUAAAUGAAUUGCAGAAACAACUUCGAAUUCUGGAGGGCGAAUUUGAUAAUAUUAAACAGGGAUACUUGGAUGAAAAAUUUGCCUCGGAAAGCAUAAAAAAGUUGAUUAAGAAAACGAAAGGCAUAAUUGAAGAAAAUAUGAAAGAGAUUGAAUUCGUUGACAGCCUUGAAGUCGAUGUUCUGCUCAGGAGAAAAAGAAAAAACCUAGUCAUAAAAAUACAGUCUAGCAUUGACAAAGUAGACGAAUUUAUAGCAACGCUUAAUAAAUACUAUAACCUUAAAGAAGAUCCAAACUAUAAGCAACUUUCGAAAAUAGAUGAUUCUGUAAAUGAAUUGCAGAAACAACUUCGAAUUCUGGAGGGCGAAUUUGAUAAUAUUAAACAGGGAUACUUGGAUGAAAAAUUUACCUCGGAAAGCAUAAAAAAGUUGAUUAGGAAAACGAAAGGCAUAAUUGAAGAAAAUAUGAAAAGGAUUGAAUUCGUUGACAGCCUUGAAGUCGAUGUUCUGCUCAGGAGAAGAAGGAAAAACCUAGUCAUAAAAAUACAGUCUAGCAUUGACAAAGCAGACGAAUUUAUAGCAACGCUAAAUAAAUACUAUAACCUUAAAGAAGAUCCAAACUAUAAGCAACUUUCGAAAAUAGAUGAUUCUGUAAAUGAAUUGCAGAAACAACUUCGAAUUCUGGAGGGCGAAUUUGAUAAUAUUAAACAGGGAUACUUGGAUGAAAAAUUUACCUUGGAAAGUAUAAAAAAGCUGAUUAAGAAAACGAAAGGCAUAAUUGAAGAAAAUAUGAAAAGGAUUGAAUUCGUUGACAGCCUUGAAGUCGAUGUUCUGCUCAGGAGAAGAAGGAAAAACCUAGUCAUAAAAAUACAGUCUAGCAUUGACAAAGCAGACGAAUUUAUAGCAACGCUAAAUAAAUACUAUAAUCUUGAAGAAGAUCCAAACUAUAAGCAACUUUCGAAAAUAGAUGAUUCUGUAAAUGAAUUGCAGAAACAACUUCGAAUUCUGGAGGGCGAAUUUGAUAAUAUUAAACAGGGAUACUUGGAUGAAAAAUUUACCUCGGAAAGUAUAAAAAAGUUGAUUAAGAAAACGAAAGGCGUAAUUGAAGAAAAUAUGAAAAGGAUUGAAUUCGUUGACAGCCUUGAAGUCGAUGUUCUGCUCAGGAGAAGAAGGAAAAACCUAGUCAUAAAAAUACAGUCUAGCAUUGACAGAGCAGACGAAUUUAUAGCAACGCUAAAUAAAUACGUACGUAAAAGUUGUGUAUAGAAAAAUGCAGGGGGGGGGACAUUAGGCUCUUUACUCUGCAUGGAAUGUGGUUGUACAGAGUUAUGACUAUAUUAAAAAAGGAGCUACACUGACGUAUGAAUGGGAGGACUGGUAACGUGUAACAAAACAUGGGAUGGUCUCGCGGUCGUGAGUUUGCACCUGAGGAAAAAAGGCGGAGGGAGGAUUCGCAUUAUAUAUACGCAUCCAUGCAUUGUUAAUUUCAACAAUACAAGAAUGAGACAAACGUCAACAAGAUUUAUUGCUUCAAUGCAUGCUAAAAGGUUUAUAUAAUCUGUUCGUAAGGUCUACGUACGGUAGCAAGGCAUGCAAUAGAAUGGACGAUUUCAAUAUAAACUAAUUUAAAUCAUACUAUGUUUAACUCUUGGCCAAGGAAAAGCUUAUUUAUAAUUACCAAAUGAUUAUCAAAUUUAAUUUUUAAAAUAACUAUGUAAACACGAAACUAUGUCUAUUUAAAAAAGUAUGACCAUGGAAUGAAGAAAAACAUCCUUUCUCGAUAUAAAUA
Molecule: messenger RNA, 2622 nt
Organism: Dendronephthya gigantea
Lineage: Eukaryota; Metazoa; Cnidaria; Anthozoa; Malacalcyonacea; Nephtheidae
Product: centromere-associated protein E-like
Exons: 23
Coding region: 192-2099 (635 amino acids)
Biological process (GO): protein stabilization
Cellular component (GO): membrane; nucleus; cytosol
Molecular function (GO): protein-folding chaperone binding; adenyl-nucleotide exchange factor activity
Source: RefSeq, a predicted model, not a curated record